UUAGCAUGUGCACAGCCGGAAGGUAGCAAUUGUGGCUUUGUUGAAUGGGUUGAUCACCAGUGGCCCCCAACAAUGCAGAAUGCAUUGUUGAAGCUAUGGGCAAUGGUUGAAGAUGCCAAAAGUGCUAGGGUGAAUGACAAUCUUGAGAAUUCUUUCACUAUCCACCAUCUGACAGAAGAGAAGAACAAGCUGGAGGCCAACUAUGACAAGCUAGUCCAAGAUGUGCAUGAGCUGAUGAACUUCCAGGAAGAUAAGGUGGUGGAUUUCAGGCAUCUGCAGUCUGCCAUUACAUAUCAGCAGGAGGUAAGAAAAGAACUGACUGAUGAUAUGAAGGCAAAGAUGGCAAAGAAAGAUGCAGAGACCCAGCAACUUACUCAGAAGUAUGAGGUGCUGCUCAACCUGACAAGAGCUCAAGCAACAGUCAUUCAGAACUUGAAGUUGAACAAAAUGAAAGAGAAGCAAGUGCUUACUGAAGCUAGUAUGAAUUUGGAGCUGAAGAAUGCAGAGCUAACUAAGUGUCAGGAGAAGCUCACCCAAGAGAAGCUAGAGUUGAAGCUUCAGGUUGCUGAUCUGCUUAAGGGAAAUAAAAAGCAUAUUGAAGAGAAGUGGCAGUUAGAGUUUCAGAAUGAAAAGUUGAAGGAGAAGUUCAGGGGGAUUCAAGCCAUCUUGGAGAAGUGAAGAAGAUGAAAUGAGAUUAGUGGCAUUGCUGACCUUUUGGGAAUGAUGGUUGUGUAAUGACCUAGCAUCUAGGAACUAAUGUUGUGUACUGUAUGCUUGUACUAAUGGUGAACUAUGGCUGUGUAUGUAUGUAGUAGUUA
Molecule: messenger RNA, 818 nt
Organism: Triticum dicoccoides
Lineage: Eukaryota; Viridiplantae; Streptophyta; Magnoliopsida; Poales; Poaceae
Exons: 2
Coding region: 73-678 (201 amino acids)
Source: RefSeq, a predicted model, not a curated record